This is a messenger RNA of Ilex paraguariensis (yerba mate), 3073 nucleotides long. Lineage: Eukaryota; Viridiplantae; Streptophyta; Magnoliopsida; Aquifoliales; Aquifoliaceae. The record is from the annotation of a GenBank genome assembly.
ACUUACUUUCUCCAAACCAGAGGAAGUCGACUAUGGAAGACAGGAAGAUUAGACUCGAUUGUGCCCUUGCUAUGUCUUCUCAUCCUCUCCAAUACACUAGCCUCCAUUCCACUAUUCAUCAACGUGAAAGCAACAGGAGAGAACCACCUGGGUAUUGAGGUAUGUUCUCUCCAAACCUAUUGCAGAUUUAAAUUCUUUUUUUAAAUUUCUUUGAGUUGUUGAACCAGAAGCCAUAACCCAUCAACAAACAUUUUUUUGUGGAAUUUCUUACUAGGCAAUAAACGAAAGCAGAGAAGUGGAUUUGGUUAUUGGGAGUAGAGUUUUUUUUUUUUCAAAAAAUUUCUUCUUAAUCAAAAUCUCUAACCCACCACGAAGAAGAUGACAAGAGUCCAGAACUGUCUCUCGCUCUCCCGCAGCCACUCUGUAGAUCUCUCUCUCUUCGCCUGGUUAUGGUCAAGACAGAUUCGUUUUGUUCUGUUUCUCAUCUCUCUGAAAUUAACAUUGGUGAAUGGCUAGAAUGGUAAACUUUUACAAAAUCAAAAGUCAAAGUACGUGGGCUAACGAAAUUGAUUUGUUCCCUGCCAAACAAUGAUUUAGAUUGGUUAUCAAACAUAACUCAUCCAAUUAAGUGGCUGAUUGGGUUCGGAUGAAAUCAGUUGGAAAACAGAAAGUCCUAUCGUUUCUUAUCCUUAUCAAUUAUUCAAAAGCACCCAUGAGGGUGAUAAUUUUUGACAUACACAUAAAAAUAUAAUUCAAAAUUGACACAAAAUUAACGGGUUAGAAUUAGUCAUUUUUUGAUACGAAUUUGCAUAAGACACAACCUGUUAAUACAAAAAAUAAUUGGAUUGAGUUAAUGUUACACAAAUAAUACGAAAUUCACACGAUUAACACUGUAGUAAUAUAAUAAUAAGAAUAAAAUAUUAAAAUUUUAUUAUAGUGACUUAAUUCUUGUAAAUAAAUAUAUAUAUAUUAAAUUAUUUUUAUUAUUAUAUUUAUUAAAUUAAUUUUAAAUUUAUAAAAAAAAAGCAUGAGGAUAUGUUCGAUUAAGUGAUAAUGAAAUUUUUGACAUAAAAUUGAGCGUUAAAUUUUUUAUUCACAAAUUAUAUAAGUUAAUACGAACAUAAAACGAAAAUAAAUAAAUAGGCACAAUGCAAUUAAGUAAAUAAAUUUAAUUAGAAUUAAUUAAUCUUCGACAUACACAUGACGCAAUACGAGACCAUUGUCACCGUUAUAUACACACGAUCGCGUGAAAUUUAUGAUUUACGACAUUAUUUUUCUCCUGAAAAAUAUUUGUGGUGACUAAUAAAAUCCAAAAAUUUUCGAAGUUAUCCUUUUCUCUUGAUCUCUCUGUGCCUUGCAAGCUUGCGAUCAGCGAUCGUGGUAACCAAGUAGGUAGGAACGACGAACUUACGAAGGCAAAAGAAGGGAAAAAACUAUGACCUACUGCGAUUUUUCACCUCCUUCAUUGACGAUUUGGCUUCUCACUUAGUUGAGUCUACACAUUUCCUCCACUUGACACUCCAAUAGGGUUUGAUUGGGACGAAAAUGGCGGCAUUCAGAACCACGACAAGCUUGAUUGCCAAAGAACUCUUCUGGUCAUCACUUCCGUUAGCAAGGGUGCGCAUAUUGCAUUCAUCACCGCUGAGUUCGACCUUUGGUGGAACCACCCUCCGCCUCAUCUCGCGUAUCAACUAUAGUUCAGUCCGAUGCUCUGCGGCUUCAGAAUCCGGUGAAACUGGAAAGAAGGCGUCGGCACGGCUGUCUCAGGUUCAACAACUCUUGCUUGAAGCGACGGAGCGAGCUAAAGUCGCCGGAAAUGAACCUAUCCCUAAAAUCACUCUCGACCAUGUUACAGUGAACUUUGCAAGAAGUGGUGGGCCCGGUGGUCAAAAUGUAAACAAAGUGAACACCAAGGUAGAUAUGCGGUUCAAUGUUAAAAAUGCACAUUGGUUAAGUGAAAGGGUGAGGGAGAAGAUUAUACAAAUGGAGAAGAAUCGUAUCAACAAAGAUGGGGAGCUUGUGAUUUCUUCAACAAAAACUAGAACACAGAAGGGUAACAUUGAAGAUGCUUUGGAGAAACUACAGGUACCUGAGAAUGCAUACCGUACAUUGUAUGCACAAGUAAUAUGCUGCCACUGCCACCUGCACCUGCACGGGUUGGUUGAGUGGUCGACCAAUGGGUGGGGUCCGAAUGCGCACGUUUUGAGUUAGAGUCCCCUUGGCCGCCUAAAACCAAGGUUUGCGGAUGAUUGCGUGUGUCUAGGGUUUUCAUUGUAGCCAUGAGUCCACAGGCGCGUGGUUGGGGCGAUUUAUUAUUUCUAACACAAAAAAUGGUAACAUAAUAGAUACUUGCCAAAAUCUGGCUAUUUUUCUGCUACUACAUUGACGUGGGCUUUUCUAUCUGGCGGUACUACAAUCAGAGUUUGUCGGGCUGUGUAAUACUGAGUGAUGGGCGGUCAUUUGUUUCUGCCAAGGUUUUUGUUAACAUAAAUUUACAAUUUUUGAACAAAUAAAACAGGCUAUUAUUGAUGCUGCUUCCUAUGUACCACCUCCUCCUUCAGAAGAGCAAGUGAAGAAAAUUGCGAAGUUGGCUGCUAUUGGAGAGCAGAAAAGGCUGCAAACCAAGAAGGAACAUUCACAAAAGAAGGCUUUUAGAAGAAGUCGAGACAGUUGGGACUGACCUACCAGAGCCUAAGUUUUGGGGCUGCAGCACAGAUCUCAGGCUGAUUUGAUAAACCAAUAGAAAGCUGAUGGGAUCUAAUCGCAAACCUUCAAAAGCAGUCGGAAAAUAAAGAUUGUUGGAAGACAGCUUGAAGUAAGUUGAGAGUACCUUGUUGCCACCUAAUUGUAAUUCUACAAAGAUGGUAGAAAUAUAGAAGUGACAGUUGAGUGAACUGAUAUUUUUGUAAUGAAUAUAUCUUCCAUAGGUGUUCAGAUAUCUAUCAUUUUUACUGAUUGAUUGCACAUAAUGAUCUAGAGUUACAUCGCACAAGUUGUAUAUAUGCUUAAUAUUUUAUGUUUAUAAUUGACGACUGUACCUCAGAACUUAAAAGAAAGUUUCAUUUUUAUUGCU